Messenger RNA from Salvia hispanica, 623 nucleotides. Its product is annotated as large ribosomal subunit protein eL22z-like. The record is from RefSeq and is a predicted model, not a curated record. Gene Ontology annotation, molecular function: RNA binding; structural constituent of ribosome. Gene Ontology annotation, biological process: cytoplasmic translation. NCBI's taxonomy places the organism in Eukaryota, Viridiplantae, Streptophyta, Magnoliopsida, Lamiales, Lamiaceae. Gene Ontology annotation, cellular component: ribosome.
UGAAAAACGAAUCCCUGCGUAUUAGUCCAUCCGCAGCCCAAAAAUGAGGCCCAAAUGAGAACCCAAACUCCAUAAAACCCUAAUUUAUCAGUCAUCAACAUUCUAGCUGUCGUCGUCCUCGCUCCGAUCAAAGCUGUUGCUUGUGUGGUGCGAAGAUGAUGCGUAAAGGAGGAGCAGCGGGAGGGAAGAAGAAAACGGCGACGUUCGUGAUCGAUUGCGGGAAGCCGGUGGAGGAUAAGAUUAUGGAAAUCGCCUCACUGGAGAAGUUCCUCCAGGAGCGCAUCAAGGUCGGCGGCAAGCCCGGUUCUCUCGGCGACUCCGUCACCGUCAUCCGUGACAAGGCGAAGAUCUCAGUCACCGCCACCGAUGCUACCACCUUCUCCAAAAGGUACCUCAAGUAUUUGACGAAAAAAUAUCUAAAGAAGAACAAUGUGCGUGACUGGCUGCGGGUGAUAGCUUCCGACAAGGACCGAAAUGUCUAUGAAUUAAGAUAUUUCAACAUCGCCGAGAAUGAGGCUGAGGAGGAGGAUUAAUUGCUGUGUUAGGCUUAACCCUCGCAUUUUAUCGUUUUUUAAUGUCUGGACCGUUCUCCUUUUUUUGGUUAAAAAAGUUUAUUCCUAUAA